CUCCAGGAGACAAGGAUUACAAUGCAAAUGGUAAGCUUGCAGUUGCAACAUUUGUCAAAUGGCUGCAAGUCAUUGGUCUUUCAUCAGUCUCAAUGUUUAUUUUGAUAAACUUUCUAUAUACAUAGUAUUUAUUUUGUUUAGAUAGCUAAACUGUUAAAACAGUUGAGGACAGACGUUGGUAUACGUUUUCCAGAGAACAUAAUGGAUCUUUACUUCAAAAUCCUUUUUUUUUUUUUUUACAUCAACAAUUAUAAUAGGGUCGCUUCUGCAAUGAAAAAACAUGAAGAAGAAACGGACAACAAUGUUUUCCUGUCCCAAAAUACUUUACUAGACUGAUUGAAAUGUAUUAAGAAAAAAUGGAUGUUAGAGACUUGGCAACAUAAGAAGAAUAUCCCUUCUCUUUGGACUGACCACACUGUUUCAAAAUGAGGAAUCAAUCAGCGAUGGAGAAAAACGACUAAGGGGAUGGAGCGCUCAAGUCAACUCCAGCCUGCAUUAUAUGGACAAAUGAUGAAUAUCACAAACGAUACCAAUGGGACAGAAUCUCCAGAGCUUGAUGAAAAUGAUGAGAGUUUGGCUUAUCAAACCGGGUUGGCAGUGAUUCUCUUCGUUGUCACACUCGCUACUACUUUGUCCAACGCAUUUGUCAUUGCAACGAUUUAUCAGUCUAAGAAACUGCACACUCCAGCAAACUUUCUCAUAGCGUCUCUAGCUGUCACCGACCUCUUAGUGUCCAUUUUGGUGAUGCCAAUAUGCGUCCUGUACACGGUGAGUCACACCUGGACUUUGGGACAAGUUACAUGUGACAUUUGGUUAUCCUCAGAUAUAACAUGUUGCACUGCUUCUAUCCUUCACUUAUGCGUAAUCGCUUUGGAUCGAUACUGGGCAAUAACAGACGCCGUUGAGUACUCCAAAAAGCGCACGCCAGCGCGCGCUGCGGGAAUGAUCGUGACCGCCUGGGUCAUCGCUAUCUCCAUCUCCCUGCCCCCGCUUUUCUGGCGCCAGGUGAAAGCGGAGGAGUUAACUGAAUGCAAUGUCAAUACGGAUCACAUUUUCUACACUAUUUACUCCACGUUUGGAGCAUUCUACAUCCCUACUCUGCUGCUUAUUGUGCUUUAUGGAAGGAUAUACUUAGAAGCACGUAAGAUCAUUUUGAAACAGUCACCCAAAAAGGUAGGGAAAAGACUCACUUCAGCGCACCUGAUCACCAACUCCCCUGGAUCUGUGGCAUCGACAUCAUCUUCUCAGUGUAAAAUACACGAUACCCACUUCAGUGACACGGGGUCCUUGGCAAGUAAGAACCAUGUGAAAGUAACCGUGUCCGACGCACUUUUGGAGAAGAAAAAGAUCUCAGCUGCUAGAGAGAGGAAAGCGACCAAAACAUUGGGAAUAAUAUUAGGCGCAUACAUUAUAUGCUGGUUGCCCUUUUUCAUAUACACCCUGGUGGUGGCCGCCUGUGAAACUUGUUUUUACCCCGAGAUGUUUGACUUUUUCACCUGGCUUGGUUAUCUCAACUCGUUAAUCAAUCCAAUUAUAUAUACCAUGUCCAAUGAUGACUUUAAAAAAGCUUUCCAUAAACUCUUACGCUUCAGAUUUUGCAUAUCCUGAACAUAUGUCUUCCAUGUCCUAUUUUGUUUGCAUUAUUGCUCCAUACAAUACAGCAUACAAUACAGAUACCCUUGUGUGGUGUUAUAUGUGUAAAUGCAUUCAUAUGAUGCAAUUUAGGGCACGAUAAACCUUUAUGUAAUGAUGGUAUUAUGGGGACACCGUAUAGGACACACAAUUUUUACACAGUAGCUAACGUUGCGCAAUACUCUAAUUCAGGUUUAAUAUGUCAUAUAUACUUAAGCCGAUUAUAAUAAAUUGUGAAUACAACUGAUUUGUUAUUUGUGUUUCGCAAGGGCUCCCAUUUGGGGAUUAUGGUGGCUCGCGGCGCAUUGCGCGUUAUUCCCUUCGCGACUGACCGUUGCAUUUCAGAUCCGCUGCAUCAUUAGUAAGAGCUAUCCAAACCAGACUCGACUGAAACCAUUACUUCUGUACAUUGGCUGGCUAUGACAUUAUCCACUGGGCACAGACGUCAGUUAAGCGUCUAGUUUGGAUUUACAUUGGUUGA
This is a messenger RNA of Oncorhynchus mykiss (rainbow trout), 2113 nucleotides long. Its product is annotated as 5-hydroxytryptamine receptor 1B-like. Gene Ontology annotation, cellular component: plasma membrane. Gene Ontology annotation, biological process: positive regulation of MAPK cascade; vasoconstriction; chemical synaptic transmission. Gene Ontology annotation, molecular function: G protein-coupled serotonin receptor activity. NCBI's taxonomy places the organism in Eukaryota, Metazoa, Chordata, Actinopteri, Salmoniformes, Salmonidae. The record is from RefSeq and is a predicted model, not a curated record.